UCUGCAGUAAAGAUUUAUGGGAAAUGUUAGAUUCGCAUUCUGAUGUGUUGAUGGGGUAAGGCUUGUAGUCAACUGCCAAUUUUGAUUUGUAUCUAUGAAUAAUACAUCAUAAACACAGAACUUAAGCUUUGUACACGACCAUACUCUCUUAACGACUGGCGAGCGGCUUCUGUGCCCUUCAAAUGACUUCAACGAGAGCCGAUGUUCAGGAACUGGCUAACCUUCUGGGCAUCAUAUCCGAGGAUGCCUGCAGCAACACCUUCGAGAGCCUGUCCACCGCCUUCCACCACUUCUUCGGCAAAGCCGAACAUUUCCGAGUGGGCUCGGUUCUGGUGAUGCUGCUUCAGCAACCGGACCUCCUGCCCAGCUCCCCGCAGCGGCUCACGGCGCUGUACCUGCUAUGGGAGAUGUACCGGACGGAACCACUGGCGGCCAAUCCGUUCGCAGCGGUGUUCGCACACCUGUUAAACCCGUCAUCGGCGGGAGAGGAGCAGGAGAAACCGCUGUCCGGCUUCCUGCCGCCCAUCACGCUGCCGGAGAAGUACUUCCUGUCGCAGCUGAUGCUGGCUCCGCCCAGAGAGCUGUUCAAGAAGACGCCGCGCCAGGUGUCCUGCAUGGACGUAGGCUCCGCCCCCCAGCCCAUCGACAUCAGCGGCCUGCAGCUCGCCCUCGCAGAGCGCCAGUCGGAGCUUCCCACUCAGAGCAAAGCCAGUUUUCCCAGCAUCCUCAGCGACCCAGACCCUGACUCGUCUAACUCGGGCUUCGACAGCUCAAUAGCCAAUCAGAUCACAGAGUCGCUAGCCACAGGCCCACGCCCCCCGAUGGAAAGUCACUUCCGUCCGGAGCUGAUCCGGCCGCCCCCCCCGCUGCACGUGUGUGAGGACGAGCUGGCGUGGCUGAGCCCGUGUGUGUGUGAGCCGGAGCACUGCGUGCAGUGGGACCGCUCCAUGUGUGUGAAGAGCGCCACCGGCCUGGAGAUCAAGCGCAUCAUGGCCAAGGCCUUCAAGAGCCCGCUGUCUGCAGCGCAGCAAACACAGCUGCUGGCGGAGCUGGAGAAGGAUCCUAAGCUGGUGUACCACAUCGGCCUGACUCCCGCCAAGCUGCCCGACCUGGUGGAGAACAACCCGCUGGUUGCCAUAGAGAUGCUGCUCAAGCUCAUGCCCUCCAGCCAGAUCACCGAGUACUUCUCCGUGCUCGUCAACAUGGACAUGUCCCUGCACUCCAUGGAGGUGGUCAACAGGUUAACCACAGCUGUGGACCUGCCUCCAGAGUUCAUUCAUCUCUACAUCUCCAACUGCAUCUCCACCUGUGAGCAGAUCAAAGAUAAAUAUAUGCAGAACCGGCUGGUGCGCCUGGUGUGUGUGUUCCUGCAGUCUCUGAUCAGGAAUAAGAUCAUCAACGUGCAGGACCUGUUCAUCGAGGUGCAGGCCUUCUGCAUCGAGUUCAGCCGCAUACGCGAGGCUGCCGGGCUCUUCCGCCUGCUCAAGACGCUGGACAGCGGAGACACGCCCGCCGAGGGGAAACCUCAGAAGUAACACACACACACACACCACAGAGAGAGAGAGAGACCACGUACGAGGUGCUGCCGGCUCUUCCGCCUGCUGAAGACAUUGGACAGCGGAUAGAACACACGCACACACACACAAACACACACACAAACACACACACAAACACACACACGGAAAUGAAUUUCUCUCUCACACACAAGACUCAGCCCAUCUUCACUGCGAGUUUGAGUGAUGCCCCCUGAUUGCCUAGAAUUCAGCCAAUUCACUGACGUACACACACACACACACACACACACACACACAUACAUAUUUACACACUUCAGAAUGGUUCAAAUUCAGCCCAUUUGAAAUACACACGCAUACCAGCCUCGUUUGUGUUGGUGCGUCUGGUUGUCAGGAUGCUGGACUGUGGCUGUGUGUGUGUGUGUGCGCACUAGAGAGUGUAUUUGAGUGUGUGUCUUGUCACUGACCCCAAUUAAAGAGCCGUGUGUGUGUGUUAGCUCAGUCUUGGUAGAGAGAGAGAGAGAGUGAGAGGGAGGAUAAAUGAGCACCUCCAUGGUUCUUGCCCAAGUCUGAAAUAAAUACAUAAACAAA
Molecule: messenger RNA, 2102 nt
Organism: Alosa alosa (allis shad)
Lineage: Eukaryota; Metazoa; Chordata; Actinopteri; Clupeiformes; Clupeidae
Gene: cnot11
Product: CCR4-NOT transcription complex, subunit 11
Exons: 8
Coding region: 183-1535 (450 amino acids)
Biological process (GO): mRNA catabolic process; negative regulation of translation
Cellular component (GO): CCR4-NOT complex
Source: RefSeq, a predicted model, not a curated record